This is a messenger RNA of Castor canadensis (American beaver), 2268 nucleotides long. It is a transcript of the gene Wnt2, whose product is annotated as Wnt family member 2. Gene Ontology annotation, biological process: canonical Wnt signaling pathway; multicellular organism development; cell fate commitment. The record is from RefSeq and is a predicted model, not a curated record. NCBI's taxonomy places the organism in Eukaryota, Metazoa, Chordata, Mammalia, Rodentia, Castoridae. Gene Ontology annotation, molecular function: frizzled binding; cytokine activity. Gene Ontology annotation, cellular component: extracellular region.
GAGCAAAAGGACAGAGAGGCGUGCGGGAGGCACUCAGAGCUCUCGGGCUGCCUGCGCUCGCAGCGCCGGGGGAAUUGGGCUGUGGGCGAGGCGGCCCGGGCUGGCCUUUAUCGCUCGCGGGGCUCGUCUUCAGAAACUUUAUCAGCGAGUCUCGCCUCUCGCCGCAGACGCGAGCGGGGGGCGGGGGCGCGGCGAGGCGCCGGCAGCCGUGACGAGGCGCUCCCGGCGCUGAGCGCUUCUGCUCGGGGCACGCAUGGCGCCCGCACACGGAGUCUGACCUGAUGAGGACGCAAGGGGGUUAAUAUGAACGUCCCUCUCGGUGGAAUCUGGCUUUGGCUCCCUCUGCUCUUGACCUGGCUCACCCCUGAGGUCAGCUCUUCAUGGUGGUACAUGAGAGCUACAGGUGGCUCCUCCAGGGUAAUGUGUGACAAUGUGCCAGGCCUAGUGAGCCGCCAGCGGCAGCUGUGCCACCGACAUCCAGAUGUGAUGCGUGCCAUUGGCCUGGGUGUGACGGAGUGGACAGCAGAGUGCCAGCACCAGUUCCGCCAGCACCGCUGGAACUGCAACACCCUGGACAGGGAUCACAGCCUCUUUGGCAGGGUCCUGCUUCGAAGUAGUCGGGAAUCUGCCUUUGUUUACGCCAUCUCCUCAGCUGGAGUUGUAUUUGCCAUCACCAGGGCCUGUAGCCAAGGAGAAUUAAAAUCCUGUUCCUGUGAUCCAAAGAAGAAGGGAACCGCCAAAGACAGCAAGGGCACCUUCGACUGGGGUGGCUGCAGUGAUAACAUUGACUAUGGGAUCAAAUUCGCCCGCGCGUUCGUAGAUGCCAAAGAACGGAAAGGGAAAGAUGCCAGAGCCCUGAUGAAUCUUCACAACAACAGAGCCGGCAGGAAGGCUGUGAAGCGGUUCUUGAAACAAGAGUGCAAGUGUCAUGGUGUGAGUGGCUCAUGUACUCUGAGGACAUGCUGGCUGGCCAUGGCUGACUUCAGAAAAACGGGCGACUAUCUCUGGAGGAAGUACAACGGGGCCAUCCAAGUGGUCAUGAACCAGGAUGGCACUGGUUUCACUGUGGCUAAUAAGAGGUUUAAGAAGCCGACGAAAAAUGACCUUGUGUAUUUUGAGAAUUCUCCAGACUACUGUAUCAGGGACCGAGAGGCAGGUUCCCUGGGUACAGCAGGCCGUGUCUGCAACCUGACAUCCCGAGGCAUGGACAGCUGUGAAGUCAUGUGCUGUGGGAGAGGCUAUGACACCUCUCAUGUCACCCGGAUGACCAAGUGCGAGUGUAAAUUCCACUGGUGUUGUGCCGUGCGCUGUCAAGACUGCCUCGAAGCCCUGGAUGUGCACACGUGCAAGGCUCCCAAGAGUGUGGAUUGGACAACCCCUACAUGACCCCAGCAGAGGUCACCACUCACCUUCUCUUGCUUAAGGACUAUAUUGGAUCUGCAAGAACACUGGACCUCUGAGUUCUUUCUGGGGAGACAUUUCCUAAGGCAUGUGGCCUUUGUCUCAACACAAGCCUCUUCUUCCUCCCUUCGGUGCCCCAGAACUGGGGGCACAUGCUGCACAUAAUGUACACCCUACUCUAUCCAUCUUCAGCAGUCUGGGGUCACCUCUCUUUCUGCUGAGUUCUCUUUGGAAAUGGCAUGACAGGCUAUGAGAGGAAGAGGGCAGUGGGCCCAGACUAGUCUCACCUACACUUUUCCUCUUUCUAGGGCAGUUGACCAAGGGGAAAAAGAGCAUCUCUAAGGAGCUUUCUCUGUAUCUUCCAACAAAGCUCACAGUUAAGAAAUUCCAUACUUCCCUUUUGGGGUGGGGGAUGGGUAAAGAAAGCAGAAUCUACUCCACCAGGUUAAUUUUAAUUCUUUAAUAGUCCAAGCAGAGCGUUUGUCUGAUCAAGUGAUGUCCACAACCACCAUUCUUGGUAAUUGCUUGGAGAAAGAUGUCUUUCAAUAAACUUGAGGUUUAAAAAUGCAUAUUUUUCAAAGCGUUUAUUGCCAUAUUAAACUCUGAUGUAACAAGGUAGGACUGUGUGUCCUUCAGCCCAAUGGUGUUUUGAAUCAUGACCAAUAUUCAAAGCCUCAGAAAGUGAUUGCUUUUCAUCACUGUCCCCUCAAUUUAAAGAAUCUUUAGGGAAUGAGACUUCUUUCUUACUAGGAGCUGGAGAGAAUUUGAAGGCAGGUGGAUGAUCUGACAGUGUUUUGAAACUAUUAGGUAAAUAUGGUGAAAAAUAACACAGUAAGUAAAAUAUCAGAAAAUGUAUAUAGAUAAAGA